AAGGCUGGCCGCGGCGCCGGCGGAGACACAGAGAACACACGCCCGGGCAUCUGGGCGCAGUCAGUUGAGCUCGCUGCUUCUCUAAGUAACAUCGAUGAUGAAGACCUCCAGAGAGCGAACCGGUGAGAAGUGGCUGACCGAACGGAAAUCUUUGCUGAUGCAAGGCGCCGAAGCGCGGGUUUUUGAGGGUACUUUUUGCGGACGGAAGGCGGUUUUCAAGGAAAGAUUCAGGAAGAACUACCGAAUCCGACAACUCGACGAUCAUCUCACGAAGGAACGGAUGAAGAAUGAGGCGCGCAGUCUAUCGCGCUGCCAAAUGGCCGGAAUACCGGUGCCUGCGAUCUACGAAGCCGACCUUUUUAAUCGGCGCUUGAUUACCGCGAAAAUCGAGGGGCUCACCGUGAAACGACUGCUUAAAGAAGCCGAGGACCAGGGCGAUUUGUCAAAAAUCGAUAACAUCCUGUACCAGGUUGGACAAGGUAUCGCUAAAUUGCACGGAAUCAAUAUAAUUCAUGGCGACCUGACCACUUCAAACAUGAUAUUCAGCGAUGGAAAAAUAUUCCUCCUCGACUUUGGGCUCAGUUCAAGCUCAGACAAAGUCGAAGAGAAGGCUGUAGAUCUCUAUGUUCUAGAAAGAGCCUUCGGGAGCACUCAUCCCAAUCUGAACCUCAGGUACCCUCAUGCUAUCGAGGGUUACCUACACUCUGUGGGGAAGAAAUCGAGGUCGGCCUUAUUGAAGAAACUUGACGAAGUUAGGCUCCGCGGGCGGAAGAGGAGCAUGGAGGGAUGAUGACAGUGACGCAGAAGGGCAUGUGAACGCAGCCAGAAUUCGUUCUCGACCGCCGAAGCGGCAGAGUGCCUGUAUGAUGGAAAGCCGAUGGUGACGGAUGUGUGAUAUGUCGAAGGAGUCAAUUGAGCUGAUCACGGAAUGAGAGAGAGUGCAGGGUUCCAAUGGGAAUCAGGAGCUUAGAUUCGCGUAUUCUCUACCCGCCUAACUCAUUCACCUCAUCAAGCAUGUUUGGGAUGAGGCAGCUCACUCAGACGCUUUUUUCCGAAACUCGCUAAUGUUAGAAUGUAUUCCGAUUCUGGGCCGAUUCUGUUCUGGGCACAUCGUGCGAUGAUACGCCACGGGGUCGUGCUGAUCCAGCAGAGCUUCAUGCGGUGACAGCCCCCGGACAUCUUUCGGACUUCGAAUUAUAAGCAGGUUCCCAGUGCCUCGAUUGCAGAGCGGCUCAGCUGAUCUCUUAUUAAAUCUGACGUUGAAACCCUUGAUCAUU
Molecule: messenger RNA, 1277 nt
Organism: Galendromus occidentalis (western predatory mite)
Lineage: Eukaryota; Metazoa; Arthropoda; Arachnida; Mesostigmata; Phytoseiidae
Gene: Tcs5
Product: TP53 regulating kinase
Exons: 5
Coding region: 95-790 (231 amino acids)
Biological process (GO): protein phosphorylation
Cellular component (GO): EKC/KEOPS complex; nucleus; cytosol
Molecular function (GO): ATP binding; protein serine/threonine kinase activity
Source: RefSeq, a predicted model, not a curated record